AUGGGACAUGAGGAGCAUGGAGGGACUUGGCACAUGGAAGCAGCUCAACUGGACACGCAAAGGAAGAAGGGAGAAGCCAUCUUGAAGACCAGCUCGACCCUACUCGACCAACCGGUCGAGUUCCUCAACUCGACCGGCCAAGCUUCAACUCGAUCGAGCUGGAAGUCAAAAGGGGAAUGGAAACCCUUUGGGAAUGGACUCGGUCGAGCUAGGCAAACUCGACCGAUUGGUCAAGGAGAUGCUCCAAACCGCCACCAACAGAGACAAGGGAUUGUUCCACCACCAGUGCAGAACCACAACUUUGAGAUCAAGCUGGGAAUGAUCAACCUUGUCCAGAACAAGAUGUUCCAUGGAUUGCCAAGUGAAGACCCCAUUGACCACCUUGAUGAGUUUGAUAGGCUUUGUGAUUUGACAAAGAUCAAUGGUGUCUCUGAAGAUGCCAUCAAGCUGAGACUCUUUCCUAUGUCUCUAGCUGACAAAGCUCACCAAUGGGAGAAGAGCUUGCCCCAUGGCACAAUCACCACUUGGGAUGAAUGCAAGAAGGCCUUUCUUGCUAAGUUUUUCUCCACCGGUCGCACAGCCAAGCUUAGAGGAGAGAUAUCCAGCUUCAUCCAGCGAAACAAUGAGACAUUCGCAGAGGCUUGGGAGAGGUUCAAAGGCUACACAAGUCAGUGCCCACACCAUGGAUUCAACAAUGAAUCACUACUCUCCACUCUUUAUAGAGGAUGCUUGCCUAGGUAUAGGGAGAUGCUAGACACAGCUAGCAAUGGGAACUUCCUCAACCAGGAUGUAGAUGAUGGCUGGCAACUUGUGGAGAACAUAGCUAACUCAAAUGGAAGCUAUGGAGAAGAGUAUGAUCGCACCAACCGGAGCUCGACCCACCACUCGAUCGAGUCAGACGAAAAGUUGAGAAAAGAUGUUAAGGCAUUGAAUGAGAAGUUGGAUAAGCUGAUCCUAGCUCAGUCCACAAUGAAGAAAGUCAACUUUGUGUCUGCUGAGGAGAUGGAACCAGUCCAAGAAGGGGAGGAUACACAAUUUGCUGAGGUGUGCUACAUGAGCAAUGGGCAAGGAGGUUACAACAAAGGAUACUAUAACUACAAGUCCAACCCUGCCAUGUCAUACCGCAACACUGAUGUUGCUAACCCUCAGGACCAAGUCUAUCCUCAACAACAAGCAGCUCGAUCGAGUCAAGGCUUCCCCCACCAACCGCCCCAGCCUGCACCUUCACAAGAGAAUGAGCUCAAGGCAAUGCUAAAGCAACUACUUCAAGGGCAAGCUGAUGGGGUAGUGGACACAAGCAAGAAGCUAGCUGAAAUAAACUCUAAGAUCGAGAACCUCAACACAAGGGUUUACUCUCUGGAGAAUCAUGCUUCUUCUGUUGCUGCUGCUACAAAGCAAGGACAACUACCUGGUAAAGCUAUUCAGAACCCCAAGGAACAGUGCAAGGUCAUCUUCACUCAAGAAGGACUUGUUGAAGAAGAGGAUCAAGAAAGGGUCAUUGAAGAUUUUUGUUUACUGCUGAAUGAUGAAGAGAUUGUUGCUGCUGAGGCUCCUGGAGUCCAGAUUGAUCAACCAGAAGUGCAUGCACCUACUGUGGCCAUUCACACUUCACCAGUUGAGCUCGCACGACAAGCUCGAUCGGCAGCUCGAUCGAGUCCAACUCUAGCUCGAUCGAGUCCGACCUCUUCUGUCCGACAGCCUGUUUUGCUUGAUCCUUAUCAACCGGUUGCCGCUUCCUCGUCUCGCCUACUUAGUCAAGGUCACAAGGAAGUGAUUCACAAGUUCAGAAGAGAUCUCAGUGGGAUUGGAAUUGAGUUGCCUCCUAUGGAUAGCAUGAGUGAGGCAUUUGAUCAAAUGCAAAUGGUCAAGGAUGUUCUAGCCAACAGUGAUAAAGUUUCAGAGGUCCUACAAGAGUCUACUCAUCAGUUCAACCUGCUUACUUCACCCACCUUCCUACCAAAGGUCAAGGAUCAAGGGAAAUUCACUCUCCCUUGCACACUUGGGCAUCUUGAGAUUGACAAUGCCUUAGUGGAUUCUGGAGCAAGCAUCAAUCUGAUCUCUCUCUCCAUGGCAGAGAAGCUAGGCAUAGCUGGAGCCUUGCAGCGCCCUACUACUUCAAUCAUGUUUGGAGAUGCAACUUCUAAGUCUCCUCUUGGAGUGUUCAAGAACUAUCACUUGAAAAUUGGAGAAUGCAUCAUCCAAACUGAUCUCACUGUGAUGGAAAUGGAAGAAGAGAAGGAUUUGCCUUGUUAUUGGGAACCCCUUUCCUUACCUAGAGGUUCAGACUUUUGUGCCACAAUUGACAGUACCAAUCUCAGUUCUAAGAGUCAUGGAGCUACAAAGGUUGUGAAGGAAAGGGUUGACAAGGAACCAAGAGUUGGGAAGGAUAAGGAUGAGAGAGGACCAAGGAUUGAGAAGCCACGUCUUGAGAGGGCUAGAGUUGAGAAACCACGAUCUGAUAGGCCAAGAGCUGAGAGACUUGUUCAAGCCCCUUGUGUGCUUGAUGAAGAGAGCCUUCAAGCUUUGUUUGAUGAGCCACUAGGAAGGGCUCUAAAAGAAGGGGAGGAUGCAGCCUCUAAGGCAAGACCAGGAGAUAAAAGAAAGGAUCCACCAGCUCAGGCCCCUUCAGUCAAGCCAUCUCAGCUCACAAUGACUUUGUUCCCCACCAAGUUUGAAAAUGGGAAGAUUGAGUACAAGAUAAGGUACAAGGGGAGAUCAAGGCCAUUCUCUAGAGCCAAGGCCUUGGUGACUUCAGAACAGUCCAGGGACCCAACCAAGCUAAAGGAGCUUCUGUCUCAAGUCCUCACUAUCACCCUUGAUGGUGUCAAGGAGCCAGCUCGACCACAGCUCGAUCGAGCUAGAAACCAGGGCAACUCGAUCGAGUUCCUCAACUCGACCGAGGAUGAUCAGAGGAUGGAAGAUCUGAUGCAGAGGAGUAUGUCUACUCUGAGGAAGUCUGAGAGUGAGAGGUUGAGGGAGAAAGGAGAACCAAGAAGAGGAAUGACCCAUAGUAGUGAGAGUGAAGCAAGGGAGUUUGAGAUUGGAGUGAACCUUGUUCAAGAGGAGGGAAAUGGCUCUCCAAUGAAGAAGGAAGUGAUGAGCUGA
Messenger RNA from Microthlaspi erraticum, 3105 nucleotides. Lineage: Eukaryota; Viridiplantae; Streptophyta; Magnoliopsida; Brassicales; Brassicaceae. The record is from the annotation of a GenBank genome assembly.